Pseudophryne corroboree (corroboree frog) is the source of this 711-nucleotide messenger RNA. Its product is annotated as prostatic spermine-binding protein-like. The transcript is spliced from 3 exons. The record is from RefSeq and is a predicted model, not a curated record. The coding region runs from base 1 to 711 and encodes 236 amino acids. Lineage: Eukaryota; Metazoa; Chordata; Amphibia; Anura; Myobatrachidae.
AUGGCGUCUGUGGAGAUGAUUGUAAUGAUGAUGGUGGUGGAGAUGACUGUAAUGAUGGUGGAGGUGGUGGUGAAGACAAUGGUGGGGAUGAUGUAUGAUGAUGGCAAUGAUGACAAUGAUAAUAGUAAUGAUGAUGAUAAUGGUAGUGAUGAUGAUGUUAGUGAUGAUGCUGAUGAAGGUGAUGCUGGCAAUGAUGGUGGUGGUGGAGGUGAUGAUAAUACUAUUGAUGAUGAUGGUUAUGGCUGUGAUAAUAAUGAUAUAGGUGAUGGUAGUAGUGGUGAUGAUGAUGAUGAUGAUGAUGAUGAUGAUGAUGGAGGAGGAGGUUGUGGAAGUGAUGAUGAUGAUGAUGAUGAUGAUAUUAGAGUUGAUGAUAAUAGUGAUGAUGAUAGAGGGGAUGAUGAUGAUGAUGAUGAUGAUAAUGAUGAUGAUAAUGAUGGUUCUGAUGGUGAUGGAGGUGGUGGUCAUGAUGAAGAUUAUGAUAAUGAUGAAGUAUAUGGCAGUAAUGAUGGUGGUUAUGGUGGUGAUGAUGACUACGGCAGUGAUAAUGAUGGUUAUAAUGGUGAUGGAAGUGAUGGUCAUGAUGAGGAUUAUGAUGAUGUAUAUGGCAGUGAUGAUGGUGGAUAUGGUGGUGGUGGUGGUGGUGGUGAUAAUUAUGGCAGUGAUAAUGAUAGCUAUGAUGGUGAUGGUUAUGAUGAUAGAUACAUAUGUUGA